AGUCCCAUCCCUCUUGCCGUCGACCCCUCUGAAACACAGACCCACUCUCUCGCCGUUGCACCUCCCCUCACGGCCUCACCUCUCGAGCUGUUCCCGUCGCACACACAGCCCCUCGGCCCCUCUCUCAACGCUGCGCUGCCCUCUCUGUCUCUCACCGUCUCACGCAGCCGGCAGCCCCUCUCUCACGUCUCCCUGUCUUCGGCGGUUAAUGGAGAUCCAGAAAGAGAACCGCAACAUCCACGACCACCAACGCCGUCAGAUGGCGGCGAAAUUCGAGCUAAAGCGCAAGCUUUUCAAGGCCUUUAUAAGAGAUCCUGAUCUCCCCACAGAGGUUCGGGAACAGCAGCAGUACAAGCUGGCCAAGUUGCCCAGAAACAGCUCCUUCACGCGCCUCAGAAACCGGUGCAUCUUCACGGGUCGCCCUCGUGGCGUGUACCAGUUCUUCCGGAUGUCCCGUAUCGUUUUCCGUGAAUUGGCCUCCCGAGGUGCUCUCAAUGGCAUUAAGAAGGCUUCUUGGUAGAGAAAUUGAUCAAAAUGGAAAGCAGAUUGCAACAACUCCAUUUUGGAUGUAAGAUCUUAUCUUUUCGGAAUCAGGAAGACAGAAUAAAUAAAUUAGAAGGCAGAAGACUAACCACGCACAUCAGCAAUAAGGAUUUCCUGCAAGGUCCCCCCACAGGAGUUACAGAAGCAUUACUCCAUGGAAUCCUGUAGCUGAUCCGGUGGACCGGUUGAUUGUAGAAUUAUUUGAAGUAGUCCUUCCUCAUAUUCAGAGCUGAUGUUCGUGGCAGCCAACUGCAUUCCAAAGCUCUGUUCUGACGGGUAGAAGCCAAAGGAAACUGGAUUGGAAAAUAGUUGUUAGACAGAAAGGAAAACAAAACAAAUUUAAUAAUGUUUUGGAAGGAUUGUGCAAUGGGUUCUCUUUUGUAUAAAGCAUGCUCGUUUUGGCUAGCUUGCAACCUGAAUAGGAUUA
Molecule: messenger RNA, 970 nt
Organism: Juglans microcarpa x Juglans regia
Lineage: Eukaryota; Viridiplantae; Streptophyta; Magnoliopsida; Fagales; Juglandaceae
Product: ribosomal protein S14, mitochondrial
Exons: 3
Coding region: 209-520 (103 amino acids)
Biological process (GO): translation
Cellular component (GO): small ribosomal subunit; ribosome
Molecular function (GO): structural constituent of ribosome
Source: RefSeq, a predicted model, not a curated record